AUGGCCGAUGCUUCUGCAGAAGUUGAUUUGGAUUCUGUUAUCGACCGCCUUUUAGAAGUGCGUGGGAACCGACCUGGCAAGCCGGUCAACCUGUCCGAAUACGAGAUCAAAUUCCUUUGCACCAAGGCACGAGAGAUCUUUAUCGCACAGCCCAUCUUAUUGGAAUUGGAGGCUCCCAUCAAGAUCUGUGGAGAUAUCCAUGGCCAAUACUAUGACCUGCUGCGUCUAUUUGAAUACGGUGGCUUCCCACCAGAAGCGAACUAUCUCUUUCUUGGCGACUACGUAGAUCGAGGAAAGCAGAGUCUGGAGACGAUCUGUCUCUUGCUAGCCUACAAGAUCAAAUACCCCGAAAACUUCUUCAUCUUGAGAGGCAACCACGAAUGCGCCAGCAUCAACAGGAUUUACGGAUUCUACGAUGAAUGCAAACGACGAUACAACAUCAAGCUCUGGAAGACCUUCACCGAUUGCUUCAACUGUUUGCCCAUCGCUGCCAUUAUCGAUGAAAAGAUCUUCACGAUGCACGGGGGUCUCAGCCCUGACCUUCAAAGCAUGGAGCAGAUUCGAAGGGUUAUGCGCCCGACCGAUGUCCCCGAUACAGGACUACUCUGUGAUCUCCUGUGGUCAGACCCUGAUAAGGAUAUCACGGGAUGGAGCGAGAACGAUCGGGGUGUUAGCUUCACGUUUGGGAGCGAUGUGGUAUCGCGGUUCUUGGCAAAACACGACAUGGAUCUCAUCUGUCGGGCACACCAGGUCGUAGAAGACGGUUACGAAUUCUUCGCAAAGCGGCAACUGGUUACCUUGUUCUCGGCUCCCAAUUAUUGUGGAGAGUUCGACAAUGCUGGAGCUAUGAUGAGUGUAGAUGACACCCUCCUCUGCUCAUUCCAAAUUCUGAAACCGGCGGAGAAGCGUGCGCCCAAGUACGGCAUAGGUGGAGUCACUCCUCCCAGGAAGCAGAAGAAGAAGGACGGAAAGGGCGCAUGAACGGACCUAUGAACGCAUAUCUCUUUCAACGCUUUCACGAUUCAGGAUGGAGACGACAACCGAAUGCGAUGUUUGCCUGGUAUCCGGAGCCGUAACAAGGUCGGACCAAAGCAAGAGGACGAUAGUGCCGGAGAGGGCACUUGUAUUUUCACCCGGGGGCUUGUCUAGAGACAGCUCAUCCUAUGGUCCACGCGACUUUUUCGGGAUCUCAGACUUUCCCAAGCUUAGCCUGUGCAGCCAACGCAUUCCUCAAUGUGUAAUCACGAAUGAUGACCUCGAAUACAAAGCCCGUAUCACCCGUUUCCUUGCUGGCUCGCUUGGCCCCGACUCUUAUCCUAUCGUAAAAGUAGCUCGGUCGAGCCAUUGAUCAUCGAUUGUGCAGCCUACUGAGGCGCGCAAGUCCCAUGCUUCAAGACAAUCUGCAGGUGCAGACUGGGUGAUCUGCAUCGCUGAAGCUUCCCACAUAAAGCUCUGAUGCGGUCGAAGCCUUUUCGC
Molecule: messenger RNA, 1476 nt
Organism: Filobasidium floriforme
Lineage: Eukaryota; Fungi; Basidiomycota; Tremellomycetes; Filobasidiales; Filobasidiaceae
Product: serine/threonine-protein phosphatase PP1
Exons: 10
Coding region: 1-981 (326 amino acids)
Cellular component (GO): cytoplasm; nucleus
Molecular function (GO): protein serine/threonine phosphatase activity
Source: RefSeq, a predicted model, not a curated record